This is a messenger RNA of Heterostelium album PN500, 315 nucleotides long. RefSeq lists its product as uncharacterized. NCBI's taxonomy places the organism in Eukaryota, Evosea, Eumycetozoa, Acytosteliales, Acytosteliaceae. The transcript has a single exon. The record is from RefSeq and is a predicted model, not a curated record. The coding region runs from base 1 to 315 and encodes 104 amino acids.
AUGCAAGUGUUGCAGCAUCUCGACACCUCGAAUAGCGGUGGCAUUUCCGAGCGUUGUUUCGAGCACCUCUCGCGAUGCUCGUCACUCGAGUCACUCGAAUGCGGACUCAAAAUCAGCGAAGAAACCGUACGUAAUGCCGUCGCAGAGUGGUGCGGUACCGGAACACUAGUCAAUUGUCCAUCACUCAAAAAGGUGGUGGUCGAUGUUAAGCUACCGGCAAUCGUCACCUCCGAGGUAACUUGCGAUUCACAACAAACAAACAAUUCCAACAACAUUGCAUUUAAUUUAGUCACCAAAUUAGCAACACAAAACUAA